CAGUUCCAACUAAAUUCCGACAUUUGAUUGUUGUCUUCCCCUCAGUGGAGCAGUGCUCCGGACCGUAGAUUGAACAGUAUAUGCAUUCCCCCCUCUUUCGCGCUUCCCGCACUUGUUCGUACACGGAAAUUCCUCGGUCUCUCACUUACUAAUUUUCCCUCUCAAAAUCCCCCACGUCCGACAAUAACGGAAGUAUUCAACUCCUGAAUUGUGGGAUUCUCUACUCUGAUAGAGCCCUAACUCUUACUCCCAAUCAAAACCCCCAUUUGUCAAAUCCUAGGGCUUUGAUUCCCUCCAAAACCCCCCAAAAUGCCGUCCCUGCCCGCCUCAGGCAAAAUCCUCCGUCUGGAACUGGAGAAUUUCAAAUCCUACAAAGGCCACCAGAUCAUCGGCCCUUUCUACGACUUUACGGCCAUAAUCGGGCCCAAUGGCGCCGGAAAGUCUAAUCUAAUGGAUGCUAUAAGUUUUGUCCUUGGUGUACGUACUGGUCAGCUCCGUGGAGCUCAGUUGCGUGACCUCAUUUACGCGUUUGACGACCGCGAAAAGGAGCAGAGGGGACGUAGAGCGCACGUCAUGCUUGUGUACCAACUGCCUGACGGGUCGGAGAUUGAAUUUACUCGGUCAAUUACGACUGCUGGUGGCAGUGAGUACAGGAUUGGGGACCGAGUUGUGAAUUGGGAUGAGUACAAUGCGAAGUUGAGGUCACUUGGUAUCCUUGUCAAAGCACGGAAUUUCCUUGUCUUUCAGGGAGACGUGGAGUCUAUUGCUUCUAAAAAUCCUAAGGAACUGACAGCCCUUAUUGAGCACAUCUGUGGCUCUGAAGAAUACAAGAGGCUGUAUGAAGAGCUGGAAGUAAAAAAGGCUGAAGCUGAUGAAAAGGCUGUGCUUGCUAAUCAGAAAAAGAAAACCAUUUCAGGAGAGAAAAAGCAGAAGAAGCUGCAGAAAGAGGAGGCUGAAAAGCAUCUCAAAUUGCAAGAACAAUUGAAAUCCUUGAAGCAGGAACAUUAUCUUUGGCAGCUGCUGAAUAUAGAGAGAGAUAUUGAAAAAGCUGAUGAGGACCUGGAAGUUGAAAAGAAUGGUCUGAGAGAAAUUUUGCAUGAACUGGAUAAUUAUGAAGCUGAAGCAAGGAAAAAGAAUAAAGAACAAGCUGGUUAUUUAAAAGAGAUUCAACUAUGUCAGCGGAGGAUUGCAGAGAAACAGAAUAGACUUGAUAAUCAAUCUGAGCUUGUAAGGUUAAAGGAGGAGAUAACUCGUUUAACAUCAAAACUAAAAAGUACGAGUAAGGAGCUGAGUAAGAAAAAAGAAGAAAAAAGGAGGCACCUGGAUGAGGUCGUGAAACUUGAGAAUGACUUGAGGGAUGUGACUAAGCAACUUGAAGAGUUGCGUGAAAAAAGCCAGGAUGCUGGGGGGAAGCUUCAGUUAGUUGACAGUGAAUUGGAGACAUAUCACCAGAUUAAAGAGGAGGCUGGUAUGAAAACUGCAAAAUUAAAGGACGAGAAAGAGGUUUUAGACAGACAACAAAAUGCAGAUAUUGAAGCACAGAAGAAUUUGGAAGAAAAUAUUCAGCAGUUGGAAAAUCGAAAGCAGGAACUGGAAUUGCAGGAGAAACAAAUGCAAACUAGACUCAAGAAAAUUCUUGAUGCGGUUGGAAAGCAUAAGGAAGAUCUCACGAGAGUGCGGAAGGAACAACGUGAGAUGAAAGAUAAGCUUGUAGACUCUAGGAGGAAAUAUGAUAUGUUGAAGGCAAAAAUUAGUGAUUUAGAUAAUCAGUUACGGGAAUUGAAGGCUGAUAGACAUGAAAACGAGAGGGAUGCCAGGUUGUCUCAGGCAGUUGAAACCCUCAAACGCCUCUUUCCUGGUGUUCAUGGUCGCAUGACUGAUCUCUGUCGGCCAACACAAAAGAAGUAUAACCUUGCUGUCACUGUUGCCAUGGGCAGAUUCAUGGAUGCAGUAGUAGUUGAGGAUGAACAUACAGGAAAGGAAUGCAUCAAGUAUUUGAAAGAACAGAGGCUUCCCCCACAGACGUUUAUACCUCUACAGUCAGUGCGCGUGAAGCCAGUUAUAGAGAAGUUGCGCACCUUGGGUGGAACUGCGAAGCUGGUCUUUGAUGUCAUACAAUUCGACCGUGUGCUGGAAAAAGCUAUUUUGUUUGCUGUUGGAAACACCUUGGUUUGUGAUGAUCUUGAUGAAGCUAAGCAUUUGAGCUGGAGCGGACAGAGAUUCAAAGUUGUGACCACUGACGGGAUCUUAUUGACCAAAUCUGGUACAAUGACUGGUGGUACCAGUGGUGGUAUGGAAGCACGUUCACAUAAAUGGGAUGACAAGAAAAUUGAAGGACUUAAGAAGAAAAAAGAAGAUCUGGAGACCGAAUUGGAAAAGCUUGGGUCAAUAAGAGAAAUGCAGCUUAAGGAGUCUGAAGCAUCUGGCAAAAUUAGUGGCCUUGAAAAGAAGAUUCAGUAUACAGAAAUUGAGAAGAAAAGUAUUGAAGACAAACUGAAUAAAUUGAAGGUGGAGAAGCGCAAUAUUGAAGAUGAAAUUGACCGUGUUAAGCCUGAACUUCAAAAGUUGGAAAAUGUUAUCACCACAAGGUCAUCAAAGAUCCUAUCACUAGAAAAGAGGAUCAAUGAUAUUGUUGACCGAAUCUACAAGAAAUUCAGCGAGUCUGUUGGUGUAAAAAACAUUCGUGAAUAUGAAGAAAACCAUCUGAAGGCGAUUGAGCAGAUAGCUGCAGAAAGAUUCAACUUGCACAACCAGCAAUCAAAGCUCAAAUAUCAGUUGGAGUAUGAAAAGAAACGAGACGUGGGUUCACGUAUUGCUAAGCUGGAAUCCACAAUUGCUAACUUAAAAAAUGCUUUGAAAGAGGUAGAGAAAAAGCAGAAUGAAUUGAAGUCAGCACUAGAGACGGCAAAUGCUGAGAUUGAAGAUUUAAAGGAAGAAGUACAAGAGUGGAAAUCAAAAGCAGAGGAGUGCGAAAAGGAUAUCCAGGCAUGGAAGAAAAAGAUCUCUGCUGCUACAUCAAAUAUUACCAAGCACAAUCGUCAAAUCAAGUCUAAGGAGACCUUGAUAGAGCAACUAAAGUUGCGGAAGCAGGAGAUACUGGAGAAGUGUGAAAUGGAACAGAUACAGAUUCCAACACUUGCUGACCCCAUGGAUGCUGACUCAUUAUCUGCAGAGCCGGUUUUUGAUUUUAGUACACUGAGUAGAUCUCUUCAGCAGAAGUCAAAACCAUCCGAAAGGGAGAAGAUUGAAGCAGAAUUCUCGCAGAAAAUCACUUCCUUGAUAUCUGAAAUUGGAAGAAGCACCCCCAAUCUAAAGGCACUGGAUCAGUAUGAGGCUGUAUUGGAGAAGGAAAGAGCUGCAACCAAAGAGUGGGAGGCAGCCAGAGAUGAACAGAAUGGAGUAACUGCUGAAUACAACAAGGUUAAGCAGAUGAGGCAUGAAUUAUUUAUGGAAGCUUUUAACCACAUCUCGGGUAACAUCGACAAAAUAUACAAUGAACUCACAAAGAGCAAUACGCACUCGGUCGGUGGGAUGAGCAGUACCCAUGCAGUGGGUGGAACUGCAUAUCUGAAUUUGGAGAACCCAGAUGAGCCAUACCUGUAUGGCAUCAAGUACAGUGCCAUGCCACCUACGAAGAGAUAUCGGGACAUGUCACAACUAUCUGGUGGUGAGAAGACUGUUGCGGCGCUUGCAUUACUCUUCUCCAUCCACAGUUUCAGGCCGUCGCCAUUUUUUAUAUUGGAUGAAGUGGAUGCUGCAUUAGAUAACUUAAAUGUUGCCAAGGUUGCUAGUUUUAUCCGAUCAAAAUCUUGUGGAGGAGCAAGGCUGGACCGAUUUGGAUCUGGUUUUCAGAGCAUCGUGAUCUCGCUCAAGGAUAAUUUUUACGACAAAGCUGAAGCUUUGGUUGGUGUUUAUCGGGAUUCGGACAGAGGCUGCUCGCGGACAUUGACCUUUGAUUUGACAAAAUACCGUGAAUCAUGAGGAAACUUAACACUGCUUCGGCCUGUAGAUCUCUCUGAAGCCCAUACAAUGUUGGAAAUGUACUUAUAAGCAAAAUAACUGAGGUUUGUGUAUGCAGUAGUAGGAUGUACAUUGAUCAGAUGUUAGUAGUUAGUAGUUUUUAGUCAGGGUUUCCAGGUGCUAAGUCAUUUUAUCCCAUGUAGAGAUCAACCCAGAAACAUACUAUAUUUUGUUUUCACCGCUAUCCCUCGUUUUCUUAUCCCAACAACAGUGGAAUCACACCGACAAAAGAUUACACCUCUUUUCAAAUUCUAAGUUAAACUGCGGCCUUGAUUGCUGUAAAUA
Messenger RNA from Sesamum indicum (sesame), 4305 nucleotides. It is a transcript of the gene TTN8, whose product is annotated as Structural maintenance of chromosomes (SMC) family protein. Gene Ontology annotation, biological process: sister chromatid cohesion. The record is from RefSeq and is a predicted model, not a curated record. Gene Ontology annotation, cellular component: chromosome; cohesin complex; nucleus. Lineage: Eukaryota; Viridiplantae; Streptophyta; Magnoliopsida; Lamiales; Pedaliaceae. Gene Ontology annotation, molecular function: ATP binding; ATP hydrolysis activity; protein binding.